UGGUUGCCAAGGCGACGCCUGGGAAAAUGGCUGCGGCGUCUUCAUCGGAUUCCGACAGCGGGCGAGCUGAGAGCAACGAAGCCAAUUCUAAAUGGCUGGACGCACACUACGACCCCAUGGCCAACAUCCACACCUUCUCCUCCUGCCUGUCACUGGCAGAUUUGCAUGGCGAUGGGGAGUACAAGCUGGUGGUGGGAGACCUUGGCCCAGGUGGGCAGCAGCCCCGCCUGAAGGUGCUCAAAGGACCCACAGUGCUGACGGAAAGCCCACUGCCUGCCCUGCCGGCCUCGGCUGCCACCUUCCUCAUGGACCAACACGAGCCCAGGACACCUGCCCUGGCACUCGCCUCAGGGCCUUGUGUCUAUGUUUAUAAGAACCUUAGACCCUACUUCAAGUUCAGCCUGCCCCAGUUACCUCCAAACCCUUUGGAACAGGACCUUUGGAACCAAGCCAAAGAGGACCGGAUUGACCCCUUAACCCUGAAGGAGAUGCUGGAGGACAUCAGGGAAAAGGCAGACGUGCCUUUGUCUGUGCAGUCACUCAGGUUUCUGCAGCUGGAGCUGAGUGAAAUGGAGGCGUUUGUGAACCAACACAAGUCCAAGGUUAUCAAGCGCCAGACAGUCAUCACCACCAUGGCCACCCUGAAGAAGAACCUGGCAGAUGAGGACGCAGCGUCCUGUCUGCUGCUAGGCACUGAGAGCAAGGAACUCCUAGUGCUGGACCCUGAGGCUUUCACCAUUUUGGCCAAGAUGAGCCUGCCCAGUGUCCCUGUCUUCCUGGAGGUUUCCGGCCAGUUUGAUGUGGAGUUCCGGUUGACUGCUGCCUGCCGAAAUGGGAACAUCUAUAUCCUGAGAAGAGACUCCAAACACCCCAAGUACUGCAUCGAGUUGAGUGCCCAGCCGGUGGGGCUGGUCCGGGUACACAAGGUCCUGGUGGUGGGCAGCACCCAAGAGAGUCUGCAUGGCUUCACCCACAAGGGUAAGAAGCUGUGGACAGUGCAGAUGCCUGCAGCCAUCCUGACCAUGAACCUCCUGGAGCAGCGAUCCCGAGGCCUGCAAGCUGUCAUGGCUGCUCUGGCCAAUGGGGAAGUCCGAAUUUACCGAGACAAGGCCCUGCUCAAUGUCAUCCAUGCCCCGGAUGCAGUAACCAGCCUGUGCUUUGGCCGAUACGGGCGGGAAGACAACACCCUCAUCAUGACUACUAGAGGUGGCGGCCUGAUCAUCAAGAUCCUGAAGCGCACAGCAGUGUUUGUGGAAGGGACGGGUGAGGUGGGCCCACCGCUAGCACAAACCACAAAACUCAGUGUGCCCCGAAAGACCCGGCUGUAUGUGGAUCAGACCCUGCGGGAGCGGGAAGCUGGCACAGCCAUGCACCGGACCUUCCAGACCGACCUCUACCUGCUGCGCCUGCGAGCUGCCAGAGCCUAUGUCCAGGCCCUGGAGUCCAGCCUGAGCCCCAUGUCAACCACAGCUCGGGAGCCCCUCAAGCUGCAUGCUGUGGUUCAAGGCCUGGGCCCCACCUUUAAGCUCACACUUCACCUGCAGAAUACCUCAACGGCCCGUCCGGUCCUGGGGCUGCAGGUCUGCUUCCUGUACAACAAGACGCUCUAUGCCCUGCCUCGGGCCGUCUUUAAGGUUCCCUUGCUGGUACCAGGACUCAGUUACCCACUGGAAACCUUUGUGGAGAGUCUCAGUAGCAAGGGCGUCUCAGACAUGAUCAAGGUGCUCGUGCUCCGGGAAGGCCAGAGUGCGCCCCUGCUGAGUGCCCACAUCAACAUGCCUGUGAGUGAGGGUCUGGCAGCAGCCUGAGCCUCCACAAAAUGGAGCCUUUCGGAUCCAGUGACUUCCAGGAUUGCCAGACUACUUCCCCAGCAGCAGUGUAGUGAGACAUCAGCUCCCUGUUCCUCUCUGACACAGACCCUUGCUCCCCACGUCUGCCAGUGGCCUGAGCAACAAGACACGGGGUGCUCAGAAUCAGCUCCUUCUCCUCGGAACCCACUCACACACUGCCCUCAGUUCCUGCUGCCUGCCACUCCCCAGGUCCCAGGAAGAGAUGUCAGGUGGUCAGGGCGAGCAUAGCCUCAGUCCGUCCGUCCGUCCGUCCGUCCUUCCUUCCACUCACCUAUUUCAGAUUGAGAGCACAGUUGAUCGAGGGUUUAGAUGUCGGCUGGUACUGAUCCUCUGUUGCCCUUUGAAGUUGCAGGGGUGUGGGUGCUGCCAUCUUGGUUUACAGGCACGUGCUAAGCUUUCUCAGCUGAAGAGGGUCUCCACUUUCUACCCUGAAGCCCAGGAGUCACGGGGCUCAGUCCCCAGGUCCUAGACGAGCCACAGAGAUUGUCAGAGGAGCUGGUGCCAGAAGUAGACGGGGUCCGUGUGAGGAGCUAGAUCCACACAGCAGCUGCUCCCGAGUGGGUGCCCAUGGCCAGAGGCACUGUUCUGAAAUGGAAUGCGGAGCUAGAUAGCGAAGCUGGGGCUGGUGGCACUGGGAGAGGUCUGGACCUGAGACCUGGGAAGUGACCUAGGAGGCAGAUGCCGACAAGUGCCUGUCGGAAUGCACUUAGGUCCAGGCGCCCGAGAUGGUCCUGCGGGUGGAAUGUUGGCUGUGCAGUGGCCAGCAGGUGCCUGGGCUCACGGAAAAGGUGCACACCAGGGGUAGGGAACGAAGCCGAAGACUGAAGGAAGUGUGCUCAGAUCUCAAGGGUCAGGACCCCUGGCCCUCCUCAGAGGCUGUUCUGAAUCACUUGAGAAGCAGGAGCCCUGCUCCCUGGAGAGCAACAUUUUUUCCCAGUCUGAUCAGGUUCAGCCUGGUGUGUGGCACCCAGCUUAGGCUUGCAAGCUUCCACCUCCUCUGCAGUGUGAGAGAGACUUGCCUGGAUUAACUCUAAGCCGUUGUCAGCCCUGGCACCAUUAGAGCUUGGCAGCUCCUCAGGAGAAAGGGAAGCCUUGCUCCGAGAAGGUGAGACUUAAUGGCACAGCUUUGUCCACAAAACCAAUGUCUCCAAGCUGACCACCACUGCCCAGUAACAGCCUCUGCGCCCACUCGGGGACCAGGAUGACCCUUCCAAAGGGUACUUCAGAGCCCAGGCUAAGAGACAGUGGGUCUGGACCAAAGAAACAUCCUCGUUCUCCUAUUGCCCAUCUCCCUCGAGACAGGCACUACCUGAGCAAGGAGAGCAAAGGGUUCUUUGUGCAUCAUCCAGUGAGGCACAGCUGGACCACGCUGGAGGUCUAACUGGAGAUGGGAAGAUGGGGUAGGGGAGGGGGCGUUGCUGUGAGUCACAAACCCCAGCCUAACCUGCACAGAAAACAGGAAGGCCUGCCCAAGUUGCUGAGCCCUUGUCACUGUCAUGUGAGCAGGGCUGUGCUCUCAUGGGGCCAGGUUGUGUGUUGGGUCAUGACAUCCUAGUCCCUUUCACCCAAGUCAUGCUGUGAAAUCAGAACAAAAAUAUUUGAUGUGUGCACUCAUGAUGAUACAAGGGCUGAGACAUAUGACCAGGUCCUACCAUAAAACACAGUGUCAUACUAUGUGUGCCUAGUAAGAAAUGCAUGCCAUGCACCUUAUGCACGUAAAAGAACAUGAAGCAUAAACAGUGCAGAGUGUCCAGGACCCACGGAAGUGAGAGCUCUAGGAAACUGAACCUUACGGGUGAGAAGAGACUAAAGUAAAAUGCCCUCUUCCCAUUCCACAGGACCAUUCCUGUACAACAGCCAUCUUCAUUAACUAUUUUAUUUUUUGGUUUUUCGAGACAGGGUUUCUCUGUGUAGCCCUGGCUGUCCUGGAAC
Molecule: messenger RNA, 3782 nt
Organism: Mus caroli (Ryukyu mouse)
Lineage: Eukaryota; Metazoa; Chordata; Mammalia; Rodentia; Muridae
Gene: Bbs1
Product: Bardet-Biedl syndrome 1
Biological process (GO): protein localization to cilium; non-motile cilium assembly
Cellular component (GO): centrosome; BBSome; axoneme
Molecular function (GO): smoothened binding; patched binding
Source: RefSeq, a predicted model, not a curated record